Dioscorea cayenensis subsp. rotundata (Guinea yam) is the source of this 1320-nucleotide messenger RNA. RefSeq lists its product as uncharacterized. Bases 1 to 1320 code for a protein of 439 amino acids. The transcript is spliced from 5 exons. The record is from RefSeq and is a predicted model, not a curated record. NCBI's taxonomy places the organism in Eukaryota, Viridiplantae, Streptophyta, Magnoliopsida, Dioscoreales, Dioscoreaceae.
AUGUCAAGAGUGUGGAUAGAACAGGUGGACGGCCAGGAUAUCAUAAUCUGGUAUCUAGAUACACUAUUCUUCUUCCUCAAAAGCUUAACAGUGGUAUCAGAGCUUGGAAGUGAGGAGUUUGAGUGUGAAGAAGGUUAUGAUAGGUGGAGUGUUAAAAUGAAAAAACUCUUCCGAUCACAAAAUAUAUGGAGUGUAGUAGAGAAAGGUGUUCUCAAGGAAGGGACAGAAGCUCAGGUGCUAGAGAGUAACAAAGAUGAUGCAAAGGCCUGGCAUUUGAUUCAACAGUCUUUGGAGGAUAUAAGAAGACAAACUCUUAGGCAGAAAUUUGAAAUCUUACAAAUGAAAGAAAAUGAAGGAGUGCAGCAAUAUGUAUCAAGGGUAGUGUCUCUUGUAAAUCAAAUCAAAGGUCUGUGUUAUGACUUAGAAGAGAAGGAGGUUGUGUCUAAGGUGAUGAGAGGUUUAACACCCAAGUAUGAUCAUGUGAUUAUUUCCAUUGAAGAAGCUAGAGAUGUUGACAAGCUUCCUUUGAAUGAAUUGAGUGGAAGCUUGCAAGCUUAUGAAGCCAGAUUUAAUAGAUUUGAAGAUCAACCUGCAGAUAAGGUUUUGCAUGUAAAAGGGGAGGCAUCAAGUAGUGGUGGUUCUCAAGAGAGUGAAGACUGGUCUACUAGUUUUAAUAGAGGUAGAGGGUUUGCAAGAGGUAGAGGAAGAUAUUUCAGAGGUAGAGGAAGAGGUUUUUAUAGUGCAAGAGGAAAUUUUGAUUAUACUAGAAGUAAUUUCUCAGAUGAUCAGAGAUCUCAAGACAGAAAUGCAAGCAGUGAAGGAGAUCAGAAUUCAACUGAGUUUGGCAAUCUGUUUAUGGUGCAUGAUUGUGAUGUGCAGUGUGAGCAGGAAAAAUCUUCAAUUUGGUUGUUGGAUAGUGGAAGUUCUCAUCAUAUGAUAGGUAGGAAAAAUUUAUUCAAACAACUUGAUGAUUCUGUAUCUCAGAUAGUGAAACUUGGAGAUGAUCAAGAGGUGCAAGUUAAUGGGAAGGGUUCAGUGGUAGUAAUACUUCAGAGUGGAGAAAUUAAAUUAAUACAUUAUGUGUAUUAUGUGCCAAAACUAGCACAUAAUUUGUUGAGCGUUGGUCAGUUGGCCAGUAGUGGGUAUGUGGUCAGAUUUGGAGAAAAAGAGUGUGAUAUAAUGAAUGCAAACUCAGGUGAUACAUUGCUAACUGUGAAAAGAAACAGUAACAACUUGUAUCCUGUGGCAUUAUCAAACACAGAAGUUACAAAUAUGGCAGUGAAGAAGAAGAGUUAUCUUUGUUGUGGCAUUAUAGAUUAG